Messenger RNA from Clonostachys solani, 1443 nucleotides. Lineage: Eukaryota; Fungi; Ascomycota; Sordariomycetes; Hypocreales; Bionectriaceae. The record is from the annotation of a GenBank genome assembly.
AUGAAGGCACUUGUUGACAUCUUUUCUCGCGUCUCUAACCCAACACCAACACAGGAAAUUGUCAAUCAGAGCUUGCAGCUGCCGCAAAACCACGAACCCCGUGAAACAGAGCCUCGGGCUCCUCUCAUGUCAUAUGUUAAGGCAGCGGCCCGGUCCUUAUUCUCUCAGCUGGCUUUAUCGAUUAAUGAGAUGGAAAUUCCAGGUCAAUCAAGCAUCGGAGACUUUAUUCAGAGGGUAUCUUCAGUCUUUCCCGGUAUUUCCUCUGAAUUCCUUCGAUCUCUCGGCUGGAGCUUUCGUCACGAUACAGAGGCAGCGAUCAACCAUUUGAUGGAUGAAGAGGAGCAUGGAAGGCCAUACCGGAGGUCACAGAUGAAACAAGCUACCAGCUUGAAGCGAAAACGCGACGAAAGCCUUUGUUCUCUUGAGUUAGAGGCCCUUGCGGUCGAUGUUGCCGAACAGGGCCAUGAUGGACCCCGAUUUGUCCCAAACUCUGCUAUUGAGAGACUGGCUCUAUCCAAACUUCUACACCAAGAAUACCCCUGUGUACCGCACAAAGAAAUUGACAAACUUCUCCUCGACCACCAAUAUUGUCUGCGAUCGACGUAUCUUGCCCUAGACACGCUUGUGUAUACAUGGCAUACUAUUCCAGAAAAGCCCUUUGCGAUGCUUUCAGACCCGUCGACUAUACAAAAACCGUUCUUGAACCCCCGAAACCACCGAGCGAUGAGAUCCGUCAUUCGAGCGGCGAAGGAGGGGUUCAAGCGAAAUGUUCUGCAGGAGCUUGGUGUGUGUUGGGAGAUGAGGCAUGCACGCCAUGAGGAACGACAGAGCAAGCCAUUUAAGAAUAAGGCGAGAGAGAAUACGGAGGUCGUUGUCGCUGAAGACGUGAUAGAGUGUCAGUGCUGUUUUAUUGAGUGCCCCUUGCACCAGAUGGUACAAUGUGAAGGGGAAGUCGUCCACUUCUUCUGCGUCGAUUGCACUCGCCGAUACGCGGAGACCUUGAUUGGUCUUUCGAAGUAUGAGCUUACUUGCAUGUCCAUGGACAAGUGCGAUGGUAGCUUCUCACAAGCGGAACGAAGUAAAUUUCUGGACGAUAAAUUAAUCAAAGCAUUGGACCAGAUUGAAGCUGCUGCCGUGCUUCUUUUGGUGAACUUGGAGGGUCUUGUGCACUGCCCCUUUUGCAACUACGCAGCACAGUGUCCACCCGUCGAGGAGGAUAGAGAAUUCCGAUGCGCGAACUCUGAAUGCGAGGUUGUGAGCUGUCGGCUGUGCCAAAAAGAGACUCACAUCCCCAAGACUUGCGACGAAUCCGCUAGGGAGAAUGGGUACUCUGCCAGGAGAGAAAUCGAAGAAGCCAUGUCUGCUGCACUUAUACGGAGGUGCAACAAGUGUAAGUCAAAUGAGCUGCAGAAUGACGUGGAUUAUGCUGAUAUUUACGCUUAG